Messenger RNA from Protopterus annectens (West African lungfish), 2669 nucleotides. RefSeq names its product adrenomedullin 2 (gene ADM2). The transcript has 3 exons. NCBI's taxonomy places the organism in Eukaryota, Metazoa, Chordata, Ceratodontiformes, Protopteridae. Gene Ontology annotation, molecular function: hormone activity. Bases 291 to 836 code for a protein of 181 amino acids. Gene Ontology annotation, biological process: adenylate cyclase-activating G protein-coupled receptor signaling pathway; positive regulation of heart rate; regulation of systemic arterial blood pressure. The record is from RefSeq and is a predicted model, not a curated record. Gene Ontology annotation, cellular component: extracellular region.
CCAACAGCAGAGGUUCCAACAUCAAGAUCGCGCAGCACGUAUUUAGCAGAGAGUGAAGAGUCAACAGUUCGAUUCCAUUCGCAUACAACUGCGGCUUUCCUAGGAAAGAAGUUAGACAAAAAGGACUGAGUCCUCAGACCUAAUUUAAAGCUCAUCUAUGCCAUUGGAUUGCAUUUUUGGACUUGAAAGUCUCCUUGUAUUAAAGUCCAUUGCACCUUCGUUGUGAAAUUUUACGCAUUCCUUUGGAACGGACUCGAACCCUAGUUUGUAGCCUUGUGGUCUGUCCUCACAUGCGGUUCGUUGUCUCGCUGACGCUGGGUUGCAUCAGCCUACUGGGGCUACAGCUGCUGCCGACCUACGUACUGCCCUGCCCCCUCACGAGCGGGCAGCUACAGCCCGUGAAGCGCAGAGUACAUGACAAGGAGACUCUUGUUGUGUCUGCAUCUGAUGAGGAGCAUCAGAAGAAAUCCCAGCAGCAUGCAUCGAGCAGUGCCCUUCCUAAAUUUGCAUGGAUCAGAGAGACCAGGAAGAGGAAAAGGAAAGGAUUUCACAAUUUUCAGUCUCUGCACAAUGGUUCAUUUGUGCCCCAGGAGCAAGCCCAUCGACAUUAUGGAAGCUUACAGAGUAAUCUACUUUCUACAAGAGAAAGGCUGAAGAAUUCUCGCAACAGGAGACAUACCCAUGGCAGUUCACGUGCACACCUGAUGCGUGUAGGUUGUGUUUUGGGAACCUGCCAGGUUCAGAAUCUGAGCCAUCGCCUCUGGCAAUUAAUGGGUCAGUCAGGUCGUGAAGAUUCUGCUCCAGUAAAUCCAAACAGUCCGCUUAGCUUUGGAUGAUGGUAGUGCCACUGAACACGGCAGAGUACAUUGCUUUCAUUCAUUUCUACUUUUCAUGAUAGCACUAGUGUUUAGUAUGAACUGCAGCACACUUGCACUGUGUUGCAAGAAACUAUGAUUCUUUGUUGAAGGUUUUUGGGAAGGCUUUAUCAUUGCAGGCCUGUGUGUUACAGUUCUGAUGGUUGUGUACCUGUUGUUCUUUAAAAAUAAUUACUUGUAAACAGCAGAAAUAAAAUGUCCAGCUAGAUACAUUUGCCAUAUGGGUGAUGUACCACAUAAUGCUAAUUUUUACUCAUUUUUAAGUUCUGGCAGCAGGAAAAGCAGUUAGGACACUCAAGCUAUAUGCAGUAAAUGUAACUUUCCUUAUAUACAAAUAGAGGUUUCUGGUAUCUUCCUAUGUAUGUCAUGCUGUUACCUACACUGCUUUGUGUUCUGCAUCCCAACACCCUACCAUAUAGCUUUUUUGUUGAUAAAAUUAACUGUCUAUUAUUUUUUUUUGAUGACUGUUGCAAAAUGUAUUGCCUUCCCUUCCUGUAAAGUUAUUCCUGAUAACUAAUGCAUACAAAUUCACAUUUAUGGUACUUGUGUGCUGUAAGUUAAAAUUUAGAUUCAGAUGUGUCCUUUUGGUCAUUAGAAAUAUUUGUGAUUGCUAGUGGAUGUGGGACUACUGAGCUAAGUAUUGAUUCAGAAACAUGCCAUACUAUAAAACGCAGACAUUUUGCACUUCUAAGUGACAGAACUGUACGACUAAAUUCAAGUGUAAUUUAAGAGAAUGUUCCUAGUAAUGUGGGAGUACACAUGUAUAUCAGUGCUGAAUGCGCGUGACAGAGGAUGCCCACACAUUUACACUACAUUCCACACUAUCCCUGUACUAAUAGUGUACUACAGUUUGUUUAACUGUAACUUGAAGCAGUUAUUUGGGGAAGGGGUCUCUGUUCUAGUACUUUAACAUACCAAGUUCAACUAAGGUAUUCAAGUCAAAGGUCUUAGCAAUAAAAACAUGACAUGAUAAUGUCUUCCCUUUGUUAUAAUAGGAGGCAGAAUCAACACUAAGAAGUUAAUAGAUUCUCUGGUAAAAACAUUACAAUGUUUUAUCACAUGUACUUCAGUGUCCUUUUAUACUGCACUUGGCUUUAGACUUGUUAUUCUGGUAACAUGUCUGCAAAUAUCAUUAUUUCUUAGUGCACUGCUGUGCCAAGUUUUUAGCUGCCAUUCCACUAACAAAGCUGAUAAUUAGAGAUAGUACAUUGAUUGUAUGUUACUGCAUUACAGCUUUAAACCAGACAUAAAGUCAUUACCCUGCUUAGAACAUUAGACAUCUUGUGAUUCACUAGUGCAAUGAAUUAUCACCACAUUUGCCAAAUGAGGCUUUACGUUUGGUACAAAUAUGUGAUGAAUUAUUACACUAGUAUUCUGUGUUACAGCAUCUGCUAAAGUAGUGUAACAAAUCAGAGCACAGGAUUAUAGUAUUAUGUAUCUGUGUUUCAGAACAGUAUUGUGAGUCAGUGCACUAGAAUUUCAUUCUGCCGUGUCUAAGGCACUAGUGUCCUGAAGUGGCUGUGCAGUGUUCUGAGUUAAUGCACUAAUGUCUUAAUGAACUACAGCAGAUCAUUGCACUAGAGUUCAGUCUUUUGAACUAGUCUUCCUUUGUAUUGAAAAUAUCUUGAGAGUGAUUUAAUAGUGAAUGAAGACUGCACUAGGAUUAUAGAGUACUAAACACGGAACACAGGUUCUAAUAAACUGAGUAUAAUGUGCAAAUAUACUUCAUGGAUUAUUGUUCAUGAAAUUAACAUCCUGAGUUAUGAAGUAGUGAAUAAAGGUUUUGCAUUAAGA